Messenger RNA from Trypanosoma conorhini, 720 nucleotides. RefSeq names its product trypanothione synthetase. The record is from RefSeq and is a predicted model, not a curated record. Gene Ontology annotation, cellular component: cytoplasm. The coding region runs from base 1 to 720 and encodes 239 amino acids. Gene Ontology annotation, molecular function: ligase activity. The transcript has a single exon. NCBI's taxonomy places the organism in Eukaryota, Euglenozoa, Kinetoplastea, Trypanosomatida, Trypanosomatidae.
AUGUGCGUGUCCCCCGCCAAACUGGCGGGGCAGUCGCUGCGGCGCGUCCCGCUUCAUGGCGUCUGCGGCUACGCGCCCGGCUGCAUCCCCGCCUACAGCAACGGCACGGAUGGCACCUUCACCGCCGAGCGCCACUACGAGCAGCACUACUUCAUGGGAUACAAGUGGCAGUGCGUGGAAUUUGCCAGGCGUUGGUUGUUCCACCGCAAAGGCCUGGCGCUGCCGCAGUACGACUUUGCCGCCCACCUGAUCCACCUGCAGGAGGUGCGGGACGUGUGCACCGGGGCCGCCGUGCCGUGCCGCUUCAUUCCGCAGGGCUCAACGGAGCCUCCGGAGGCCGACAGCCUCAUUGUUUACCCUGGCUCCAGGAAAAACAUUGUGGGCCACGUGGGCGUCAUCACGCAGGUUACCUCGACGAGUGUGCAGGUGGCCGACCAGAACCGCUUCUUUCAUCACUGGGGCGAGAACGCCUUCUCCGCCGAGUUUCCCCUGGAGCGCGUGGAUGGUCGCUACUAUGUCCGUGACCCCGACUCGGUGGCGUGUCGGGGAUGGAUCGUCUUCCCGGGGCGACCAAACCGCCUGGAUGGCGGACCGCCCCAGUUGGAGCCGCACAUGUCUGGCCCCCCGUCCCUUCCGUGCACGCGACGCAUCGCGUACGUGGCGCAGCAGUUAUGGGCGUGGUGCACGGGGCGCGAGACCCUCACAUUCUCCCCGCUCUAA